AUGAUAAGAGCGACUUCAAAGACAUUUCAGGAGUUAAGGAAACCAAAAUAUCAAAGGGUCCAUGCAACUCUAGAGAAAUCACAAGAAAUUAAGGCCAUGCAUGUGACGUCUCAUACUAUAUAUGAAGAAUAUUUAAGUUGGAACUUCUUUACAGGGUCGACACGCUCAAAUUCUAUACAUGCAAAGCAUAGGGUCGACAGCUCUAUAGUUGUCAAAUAUGAAGGGGUGACUUCGAUGGCGCUGGGUGGGGCAGCCAAAGAUCAGAUAGUGGUGAUUGGAGAGGAAGUUGAUUCGGUUAAGCUGGGGAAAUCACUAAGGAAAAAGGUUGGUAAUGCCAAUAUUAUGAGUGUGGAAGAAGAGAAAGACAAAGGUAAAGAUGAGAAAGACAAAGGGAAAGACAAAGGUAAAGAUGAGAAAGAAAAAGAGAAAUAUCCAUGGCAACUAACUCCGUAUCCUGUCCCAUAUUAUUACUCACAGCCUCUAAUGUGUGAAGUGGUUUGUGAUUCAAACCCUAGCAAUUGCUCCAUAUUGUAA
Dovyalis caffra is the source of this 534-nucleotide messenger RNA. The record is from the annotation of a GenBank genome assembly. Lineage: Eukaryota; Viridiplantae; Streptophyta; Magnoliopsida; Malpighiales; Salicaceae.